AUCAUGGAAACAUCUAGCCCGUGUAUUGUGAUCAGUGAUGAGGAGCAGGGGUAUGACCUGGAUCUAUUCUGCAUACCAAAGCACUAUGCUGAUGACCUGGAGAGGGUCUACAUCCCGCAUGGACUCAUUCUGGACAGGACAGAGAGACUGGCCAGAGAAAUUGUGAAAGAAAUGGUGGGACAGCAAAUUGUGGCCGUUUGUGUGCUCAAAGGAGGCUUCAAGUUCUUUGCAGACCUGCUGGACUACAUCAAGGUCCUGAACAGAAACAGCGACCAAUCCAUCCCAAUGACAGUGGACUUCAUUCGUAUCAAAAGCUACAGCAAUGGCCAGUCAACAGGUGAAAUCAAAGUCAUUGGUGGAGAUGACUUUUCUACUCUGACAAACAAGAACGUCUUGGUUGUGGAGGACAUUAUCGAAACAGGGAGGUCAAUAAAGACAUUAUUGCAACUUGUGAAACAGUGCAAUCCCAACAUGAUUAAAGUAGCAAGUUUGUUGGUGAAAAGAACAAGAAGUGAUGGCUACAGACCAGACUUUAUAGGAUUUGAGAUCCCUGACAAGUAUGUGGUGGGAUAUGCACUAGACUACAAUGAGUACUUUAGAGAUCUAAAUCAUAUCUGCAUUAUUAGUGAAACAGCAAAGGAGAAGUACAAGGCAUGA
Messenger RNA from Solea senegalensis (Senegalese sole), 657 nucleotides. RefSeq names its product hypoxanthine-guanine phosphoribosyltransferase-like. The record is from RefSeq and is a predicted model, not a curated record. NCBI's taxonomy places the organism in Eukaryota, Metazoa, Chordata, Actinopteri, Pleuronectiformes, Soleidae. The coding region runs from base 4 to 657 and encodes 217 amino acids. The transcript is spliced from 9 exons. Gene Ontology annotation, molecular function: hypoxanthine phosphoribosyltransferase activity; magnesium ion binding. Gene Ontology annotation, biological process: purine ribonucleoside salvage; hypoxanthine metabolic process; guanine salvage.